AUGAAGAUGCUUUACUCCCUCGACUGGAACCCUCGCUCGCAGAUCGCGGCGGCGCAGAAGGCGUCCGACGACGGCCGGGCCAACGCCGACGCCGCCGGCAAGGAACUCGCGGCGCCCCAGGCCGAACUGGACGUCGCCCAGCGCAAGGCGGACGCUGCCCAGGGCAUCCGCUUCGUCUCCAAGGACCAGUUGACAACUCGACACCACUCCACGGCCGUGGCGCAGGUGUCGUUCAAAGUGGCCCUCUCCACGCUCUCCACGGUGCCUUGGACGCCACGGACAAGUCUGUCAUUUAUUUCACCUGUUUUGCACUAUCCUUCUGCCAAAUACGGGCACCAAGAGGGCAACGGCAGCCAAAUACAUCGUCACCCAUUCAAAUCCACCCGCAAAAUGUCAGCGCCAAUGCAAGACCCUGGAGAAAAGUCACUUUCAAGGCUCUUGGCCACACUGAGCACCAUCCUUCAUCCUACAACCUACGUUUUCGCGACCGUCAAAGACGAAGCAAAGUUACCACCCGUGUCGGCGAUUCAGCUCUUCUUCCGGGAGACAGAGGGCCUCACUGUGAUAACAAGCCUUGAUUACGCCAAAUCUCACGGCCUGGAGUAUUUCUUUCCUUGCAAGAUGAUUACGCUGGAUGUGACGUCCAGUUUGGAGGCGGUGGGGUUUAUGGCGGUGAUUGCGACCAGGCUGGCAACCAAGGACAUGGGAGUGAACCCCGUCAGUGGAUUUUAUCAUGAUCAUCUAUUUGUUCCUCUUGGGAGGGAAAACGAGGCAAUUGAGAUGUUGAAAGAGUUGGCAGAGGAGAAGAGGAGUGAAAGUACUAGUUGGGCAGGAGACGUAUCACACAAGUAG
Molecule: messenger RNA, 852 nt
Organism: Metarhizium robertsii ARSEF 23
Lineage: Eukaryota; Fungi; Ascomycota; Sordariomycetes; Hypocreales; Clavicipitaceae
Exons: 3
Coding region: 1-852 (283 amino acids)
Source: RefSeq, a predicted model, not a curated record